Messenger RNA from Chanos chanos (milkfish), 1812 nucleotides. RefSeq names its product solute carrier family 1 member 7a (gene slc1a7a). Gene Ontology annotation, biological process: L-glutamate transmembrane transport. The coding region runs from base 14 to 1762 and encodes 582 amino acids. The transcript has 11 exons. Gene Ontology annotation, molecular function: glutamate:sodium symporter activity; neutral L-amino acid transmembrane transporter activity; L-glutamate transmembrane transporter activity. The record is from RefSeq and is a predicted model, not a curated record. Gene Ontology annotation, cellular component: plasma membrane. Lineage: Eukaryota; Metazoa; Chordata; Actinopteri; Gonorynchiformes; Chanidae.
UGGAAGUGUCGCCAUGGCGAUAGGUGAGGUGUGGACCCGGGUGAAGAACGUGUGCCAGCAGAAUGGCCUCCUCAUCCUGUCGGUACUGGCCGUGGUCAUCGGCUGCCUGCUGGGCUUUUUCCUGCGCUCCAAGCACCUCUCCGAACAGGAGGUGAAGUAUUUCCAGUUCCCUGGAGAGUUACUGAUGAGGAUGCUGAAGAUGCUCAUCCUGCCUCUGGUUGUCUCCAGUCUGAUGUCAGGUCUGGCAGCGCUGGAUGCUAAGUGCUCCAGUCGUCUUGGAAUCAUGACCAUCUCCUAUUACCUGUGGACCACCUUCGUGGCGGUGGUGGUAGGAAUCAUUAUGGUGAUCAUUAUUCACCCGGGCGGAGCGGCGCAGAAGGAGGACUCCGAGGACAGUGGGAAGCCCAUCAUGAGCUCUGCCGAUGCCCUGCUGGAUCUCAUCCGCAACAUGUUCCCAGCCAACUUGGUUCAAGCUACUUUUCAACAGUAUCGCACUAGGAGUGUUCCUAUCAUGAAGCCCAAGCCAACAGUCAGCCAGGACCUGAUGGAGACCACCACAAGGCGGGUCUUCAUCUAUGGCAUCCAGGAUGACAAUGGCACAGACAUCCAGAACUUCUCAUUGGACCUGACACCGCCACCUGACGUGGUUUUCAGAACACUCCCAGGCACCAGUGAGGGCAUGAAUGUCCUGGGUAUUGUCAUCUUCUCUGCAACAAUGGGAAUCAUGCUGGGUAGAAUGGGCCCAAAUGGCAGUGCUCUGGUCAACUUCUGUCAGAGUCUCAAUGAAGCUGUGCUGAAGAUCGUCGCCAUCGUGAUCUGGUACUUUCCAUUCGGAAUUGUGUUCCUGGUUGCUGGGAAGAUCUUGGAGAUGGAUGAUCCCUCUGCCAUGGGGAAGAAACUGGGCUUUUACGCCAUCACUGUGGUGAUGGGACUGGUGCUCCAUGGCCUCUUCAUCCUGCCUGCCAUGUACUUCUUCAUCACCAAGAAAAGCCCAAUCGUCUACAUCAGAGGCAUUCUCCAGGCCCUGCUCAUCUCCCUAGCCACCUCAUCGAGUUCUGCCACGCUGCCUAUCACCUUCAAGUGCCUCCUGGAAAACAACCAUAUCGACAGACGCAUCAUUCGCUUUGUGCUGCCUGUAGGCGCUACCAUCAACAUGGACGGCACGGCGCUCUACGAGGCUGUGGCAGCCAUCUUCAUCGCUCAGGUCAACAACUAUGAGCUGGACUUUGGUCAGAUAAUCACCAUCAGUAUAACGGCUACGGCAGCAAGCAUUGGUGCAGCUGGGAUCCCCCAGGCUGGUCUGGUCACCAUGGUGAUUGUGCUAACCUCAGUGGGCCUGCCCACUGAUGACAUCACGCUCAUCAUUGCUGUGGAUUGGGCAUUGGACAGGUUCAGGACCAUGGUGAAUGUGAUGGGUGACGCCCUUGCCACAGGAAUCAUGGCACACAUCUGCAGGAAAGAUUUCGUUAAGGAGGGAGAGGAAGUAAGGGUCCCCCUGAUCUGUGAGACGAGACCUAUGAUCAGCAUCCAGCAAAUGAUGAACUAUCAGAAGAACGGCUGUUUCCAGCCCCCGCCUGCUGGUCCAGUGAGGAAACAGGAGCACCUCUCCCCAGACGUGGCCCGCCUCAUGCAGCUGGAAGAGGGUAUACGGCCCCCCGAGAAAAAGAAGCCCUCGCACCUUUCGCCACACCACCACAAGAGAGACCCCAAGGACAAGGACCACUGCGCUAUCGACAUGAACGGACUGGAAACCAAUGUAUAGACUCCCCCCUCAGGUCAGGAAACAACCAGCAGUCACGGCCUGGGAAGAGA